Messenger RNA from Melampsora larici-populina 98AG31, 1812 nucleotides. RefSeq lists its product as uncharacterized. NCBI's taxonomy places the organism in Eukaryota, Fungi, Basidiomycota, Pucciniomycetes, Pucciniales, Melampsoraceae. The coding region runs from base 1 to 1812 and encodes 603 amino acids. The record is from RefSeq and is a predicted model, not a curated record. The transcript has 7 exons.
AUGCAACAACUCCAAGCGCCACCUCUGAACGUCGUUGGCUCCCUUCCUGAAGCAAUGCUUGAUAAUCAGGCUGAGCCCAAGGAAGCUGGAUACGAAUCGGACCUAACCGACCUUGAGGAUAUCGAACCCCCUCGAACAACCAUGCCCAGCAGCAACCCGAAACCAUCUCCUCCUUGCAAGAAGGUCAACGCGCCUAGCCCCAAGCCAUCGAAGGGCAAACGUCCUGGCAAGAAACCAAAGCCUCGCACCCACGAGAUUCCACAACACCUAAGGCCUGAUAUCCCAGCUCACACGUUUCGCAGCAAGAAUCGGCGUCGUUCUAUCGUGGCUCACUACCUCCACGGGGUUUUUGAGAACGCCAGGGUCAUCCAUGCCGACUUCGACAUGGCGGUUGCUUUCUUUUUGCAACAGGUCCAUCAUCUCAACCUCGGCGAUAUCCCCAUCAGCGUCAACACGGUCCUGGCCGACUUUUCGGUCCUUGAGCCUCUGAACGGUCGUCAAGACAGUAUUCUUCUCUGUGCACAUCACAUCAGACGCACUCUUGACGAGUAUGCAGCUUGUCCUCGUGGCCCCAAGCCAUUUGCACUUCGAUUUCCCAACCUUACAUCCCUCAAUCAACUAGCAAUUGAACGGUCCAUUUCACCUGAGGUCGUAGGAAAGGACGAAGCCGUUGUGCUUAUUGAUUUGGCCGGCCGCGUGGCUGCUGUGGGCAUUCCACCCAAGGAACGCGGAUGCAUUGCUUUUUCAGGCGCCGCGGUGGUCCACGAUGCACCACCGUUCAUUGGCCCCAUGACUUGGGAGACGUUCCAGCGCACUUCCCAUCCACCGCCUCCAAUUGUGCAGAGUCCAUACCAGGUAUCUGAAACUGCAAGCACUCGACUAAGCGGUGCAGCUGCCAGCAUGAUCAACAUACCUGGUACAAUCAAUGGCAUGUCGGACACGCAGAUGCAAUUAGGGCUCAAUCGGCAGGGCCACCCUUCUUCUGGGUGGGAACAUGCCGAUGUGAGCCAUUACAACCUUCCUACUAUCAUUCAGAUGGGCAAGGACACCGCAUAUAAGUGUGAGGAACACGAGCGAACGACUUCCGAAUUGCUGUGGUACCUGGAAAUGGGACGACUCAUCAUCAAGUCCAUCCAGCCUCAUUCUUACUCGGCCGCCAUGGCCGCCGUUCGUGUCAUUGUACAGAAGGGAACGCCGGCGGCAUCACGGGAACUGAAGAAUAUGACCAACCCCCUCGGAAUCGGCAGGCACGUGAUGUUUGGCAUGCAAGUUGAUCAUCAUCGAGAUGGAAACAACGCAUGCCUUUUCGCCUCCGCCAAUUUUUUUGGCGAAAACUACGGCGGUGGCGAAUUGAUCCUCAAUUACCUAGGCUAUGCGAUUCAUGGAGGCCCGGGCUAUUCGGUCCAUGGUGCAUUUGACAUACUUAUGCAUGGAGUAGGUCAAAUCACACGUCUGCCAACCACCGAAGGCCAACCUCUUCAGCGAAUCUGCAUGGCAAUCUACAGCCAUGCAGAUGUUUUCGCUGGAGCUGCUCGUUUUGCUGGAAUGCAACAAGAGCCUAAGCUAUUUAGCGACCGUCGCCUUUGGAUUCCUUUUUAUCCAGCAGGCUUCUCUCUCACUCAGAUGCUUCAAAUCCUCAACAAUGAAGAAAAGCGCUUGCAUGAAAAGUAUCGCCAGGAGGUUCGAGCUUACAAGGCCGCAUUAAAAGCAGCGGAAGAAGCAGCAAAGAAGUGUGGGGCCUUGAAUUACAUAGGCGAUAAUAACUUUUUGAUGCUCAGAAUGGAUCAAGAGAAGCAAGGUUUUAAGAAGUAG